GAGUAAAAUCUGGCAUUUGUUCACAACGUGCAAUUUAGUGCACAGGUAACUGUAAUUGCCUAAAGUGAUACACUUUUGCUUUAUUAAAAUAACAUAAAAGGGUCAUUACAAUAAUUCUGUCUCGGUAUUACGAAGAUAUUUGCAAUCCGUCAGGGCUUGAUUGAUUUAUCAAAAUUUGAGCGAUCUCCAGCGGAGGAAACAUCAGAUAUAACGGCGGAUAACUCCCUAGAAUACCAGCAUCGCGAUAUAUAAGAAGCAACAGACAUAUCGUGUUUACAUAACUCAGCGCAUCUACUGAUCGAGUAUUAACUGAAGAGGUUCAGUCUACUCGGUCUUAUACUACUUAACACGCUAUAAACCAUAAGGCACUCGUAUCUGGCCCGAGGAUUGGAUAGUUUAUUUUAAGAAGCUCGACUGACCACUGGAUACGUUCGGAUGUAGUAUUUUUACAAUCAAUUACCGAUGUUUUUAUUUUAAAUUUUAUCAUGUAAACUUUAUAUACUGUUUAUUCAUAUACUUAUAAGAAAACGAUUCGAUUGUAAGAAAGGACUAUACCACAACGAUACACAACACAGUAAGGAAACUAUGAGGAAAUAUUUUGAAGGAUAUCGUAAAUAAACAAAAAUAGCAACUUGUCUAGGAAAUAAUUACCCUCGAUUGAUACUGAUGCUAUGUUCCUAAACGUCAAGUGAAGUUUGGAUGGUAAACUUGCAAGGUUAAGGCUACGGUUAUCACGAUCUAUUGCACCGAAGCUGCUAAACCAUUGGGACAUAUUUGGACUCGAUAAGCGGCUGGGAUAAAGGCAUGAUCGUAUUCCCAUUUGUCAAUAAAAACGGAUAUGUAAUAAUGCUGCAGAGUUCUAUUAUGGGAUUUACCAUGGAGAAAGUACAAACAAAUGAUGUGAAGGAGUCUAUGCAAAUUGAACUUGGCGAAAUCGACAUUGAAAAUUCUAGAUGAUUGAGAACAGGCUUAGGAAAUUACCAUUCUAAAUAAGAAUAAAAUAGCUCUUUGGAAAAUUCAUCAAGUAAUGAUAAAUAGGAUGUAUUGUGAAAAUCUUAUGAAGUUUCUCGUAGCAUAGUGCUCUGUUGGAGGAAGCAGGUGUCUUAGGAAACAGUUUAAUGAGUAUAAUUCUGAACGUACCAAACACACAUGGCCGACCAUUAUGGCGUAACAAAAGCAGUAUGGAAGAAGGCUCCUUAGACUUUGCAAGGAAAGCAUUGGAUAACUACUCGAAUAGUCCUUGGUUGGAGAAUAUAUCUCUCAAUGAAAACUUGACCGCCAUUGAUCCCAGGAAUGGGGAAAAUUCAAAUUCCACAACACCGGUUUACUUUACAACAAGGAAUGUUAUCGUCGGUGGUCUGUUAAGCUGUAUUCUCCUACUGACACUAUUUGGAAAUAUUUUAGUCAUAACAGCGAUUGCUAAGUUUAGACGGUUACGAACAGUCACGAAUUAUUUUGUAUGUAGCCUUGCAGUGGCAGAUAUAACCGUUGCUCUUUUAGUUAUGCCACACUCUAUUAUAAAGGAAAUUUACGGUCAGUGGAGUUUCGGAUGGAUAUUUUGCUAUUUUUGGAUAUCGUGUGACGUCAUGUGUUGCACGGCAUCCAUUUUACAUUUAUGCGUCAUAAGUCUUGACAGAUACUUUGCAAUCACCGACCCUCUGAAAUAUUCUGUACGUAUGUCAAGAAAAAGAGCCUGUGUGUUUAUAACGAUCGUAUGGGUUUGCAGUGUCACAAUAUCAUUCAUGCCAAUUUUUCUCGGAUGGUUCUCCGAUCACAGUGUGAACCUCUAUACUGACAAUCCUGUAUGUAUGCUCAAUGUCAACAGGGUCUAUGCAGUUAUAUCAUCGAUGACCUCGUUCUAUGUGCCUUUAAUAAUUAUGAUUUUCGCUUAUAUAACAAUAUUUCGUAUUGCCAUGAGACAGGCUCGUGAAAUUAGGAAACUCGAAAACUCGUUUAGCAGUCAGAAGAGUAUGUACGAUUCAACAGGUACGAGUUUUUACGAGGCUAAGAAGCAUAAAAAACGAUCGAGAAAGAUACGAAGGGACUCAAAGGCAAUCAAGACAUUGGGCAUACUUAUGGGCUUAUUUUGCUUUUGUUGGCUUCCAUUUUUCCUAAUGUACAUUAUCAUGCCAUUUUGCCCUUCGUGUUAUCUCCCACCGGCAGCGGAAUCAUUUAUUACAUGGCUAGGAUACGUGAAUAGUUGUUUCAAUCCGUGCGUGUAUGCAUUUUUACAGAGGGAUUAUAGACUAGCGUAUAAAAAGCUUCUACGUUUUUGUGUCUGCCAAUGUUGCAAAACAGUAUGUUCGAAGUAUGGCCCACAUAAACUUAAACCAACGAAAGGAUAUAAGACAUGUACAACAAACGGUUGCGUUAAUGGCCAUCGGAGGGGAUCAGCCAUGCCUUCGGGUCUAUUGGAGUACGUUCUCGACAGCAACAGAGCAUCAGUUGUUUCAGCCAUGUAUACACAAAAGGACGAAGUGGUUAACUUUUUAGAAAACUCCACUUCAACAAAUUCUGGUACAUCAGAAGAUGCCAAAAAGCAUAUGAUCGUAAGGCUUAAGACUUGACCUAAAUCAAUGCCAAAUAUAGGUCAAAUGAUACGAUAGUGUUAUGUUUUAUUUACGUUGAAUUCGAUUAAGAUGAUUUUUAGUAUUUAUUUUAGAUACUGGUGUGGUUAUAUUAGCAGAUGAGUGCAUACUUAUCAUACACUCAAAUAGUGUCUAAAUAACGCAGUGUGAUCACAUAGGGCAUGUAAUUACAUGUUUAUUCAUGUAAUUUAAAAACGUCUUUUCAUGUUGACGUGUGGAGACCAACGUCUCAAAUAAUGUGAUAAUAAGCAUGGCACGAGGGCGUUCAAAAACUACCUACAUAAAAUUCAUUUAUCAUUUUCAUCUUUAUGGUCCUUUAAUUCCUUAAACAUAAUUAAUCUUGGGUUAAUAUUGGUCAAAAUAAGAAAUGUUAAAUGUAGGGCUGGCCAAGAAAGGCUUAAUUUUUCCUAAACUCACCCA
Molecule: messenger RNA, 3008 nt
Organism: Owenia fusiformis
Lineage: Eukaryota; Metazoa; Annelida; Polychaeta; Sabellida; Oweniidae
Source: the annotation of a GenBank genome assembly